Vicia faba (fava bean) is the source of this 1008-nucleotide messenger RNA. The record is from the annotation of a GenBank genome assembly. NCBI's taxonomy places the organism in Eukaryota, Viridiplantae, Streptophyta, Magnoliopsida, Fabales, Fabaceae.
AUGAUUGCUACUGUUCUCCGUCGGUUGAGGGAUCUCGACUCGGUUGUACGAUCCGCUUGCAUCGACGUUGUUGCUGAGAUAUCGUCGCGCAUCACUCGUCCUUCGUUCACCGUUGCGUUCCUGAGGCCGUUUAUGGACGCGUUAACGCUGGAGCAGGACGUGAAUGUGCAGAUCGGCGCUUCGCUGUGCCUUGCGGCGGCUAUUGAUGCAGCGCCGGUGCCGGACGUUGAGUCGCUCCGGAGGAUUACGCUUCCGAGGCUAGGGAAGCUUCUGAAGACUGACUCGUGUAAGGCGAAGGCGCCGUUGUUGGUGCUAAUCGGGAGUGUGGUUUCCGUUGGUGGUGCUUCGAGUCGUGGAGUAAUGAGUUGGUUGGUUCCGUGCGUUGUUGAGUUUCUCGGCAGUGAGGAUUGGAAUGUGAGAAAAGCCUGUGCGGAAGCGUUGGGGAAAGUAUCUUCAAUGGAGAAAGAUUUGGCAUCGCAUCAUAAAGUUAUGUAUACCACUGAUUACCUGUGGCAUACAACAAGCAUACUUAUUGGCAAAAAUGACGAGUUCCUAAAGAAAGGAAGCGAACCAGUUCUUGUAAUAGAAUCCAAGGGUCAUGCUCUCCAUGCUUUUGUGAAUCAGAAAUAUCAAGGCACUGCAUAUGGAAAUGGUUCACACUCACCAUUCACUUUCAAGAAUCCCAUCUCUCUCAAGGCAGGGAAGAAUGAAAUUGCGUUAUUGAGUUUGACAGUUGGCUUGCAGACAGCUGGACCAUUUUACGAGUUCGUAGGGGCGGGAGUAACAACUGUAAAGAUUAAUGGACUUAACAACAAGACGAUAGACUUGUCGUCUAAUGCGUGGACUUACAAGAUUAGAGUACAAGGAGAACAUCAAAGGUUACACCUGGUAGAUGGGUUGAAUAAUACGAAAUGGACAUCUACUUCAGAAGCACCAAAAGGCCAAGCACUGACAUGGUACAAGGCUACUGUGGAUGCCCCACCUGGGGAUGAACCAGUUGGGUUUUAA